GGUGAGUGGGUGAUCCCGUCUCAUCAUUUGCGUCUGUGGUAAAGGUUGGGGAGCUUGCUUGUUCGAAACCCUAGCCUCCAGCCACCCCGAAAAAAACCCUAAUCCCCGCCAUGGCGAAGAAGCGAAAGCUCAGAUCUUCUGAACCCGAACCAUCAAAAGGCCCCGAAUCAGAAACCCAACAGCAGCAACUGCUACCACAAGAAGAAGCUCAAGAACAAGUAGAGCAAGAACAACAGCAGCAGCUUCAGGAACCAGACCAGAUCGACUUCAUACCAAUCCAGGAAGAUGAGCCAGAGAAACAGGAACAAGACCAGAGCAUGGUCGAAGAUGAACCCCAAGGAGAGCAAGGAGUCCAGGAGCAAGCAGACCAAGAACAAAACGAUGAUGAAGAAGAAGAAGAAGAGGAAGAGGAUGACGAAGGCGAACAAAUCCUAAACGCAUCUAACGAAACAGUAAACGCGCCCAACAACGCUGUUUCGUCCGAUCCCGCCCCACCCGAAGCUAACGGAGAGCAAAACGCGGCAGAGGAAGAAGACGGUGGUGAGGAAGAUUUAGAGGACGAGCCUUUUGAUAGGCUUGUCGAGCCCUUCACUAAGGAGCAGCUUGUCCUUCUCAUCCGAGAAGCUGUUGAGAAGUACCCUGAUUUUGUCGAGAAUGUCCGCAAACUUGCUGACGCCGAUCCAGCUCACCGCAAGAUCUUUGUGCACGGUCUUGGUUGGGACACCACGAAUGAAACCCUAACCAGUGUGUUCGCCAAAUAUGGUCCCAUCGAGGACUGUAAGGCAGUGUGCGAUAAGGUGUCGGGCAAAUCUAAGGGCUAUGCUUUUAUUCUGUUCAAGCACCGGAGUGGAGCCCGUAAAGCUUUGAAGCAGCCGCAGAAGAAGAUUGGGAGUCGGAUGACUUCAUGUCAAUUGGCAUCUGCAGGACCUGUACCUGCCCCGCCCCCUGUUGCACCGCCCGUGUCAGAGUACACACAGAGGAAGAUUUUUGUGAGCAACGUGUCAGCUGAUAUCGAUCCGAGGAAACUACUUGAGUUCUUUGCUAAAUAUGGGGAGAUUGAGGAGGGCCCGCUGGGGCUUGACAAGCAGACUGGGAAGCCGAAGGGAUUUGCACUUUUUGUGUACAGGUCGGUCGAGAGUUCAAAGAAGGCACUUGAAGAGCCACACAAGACCUUCGAAGGACAUACACUGCAUUGUCAGAAGGCCAUCGAUGGCCCAAAGCAGAGCAAACCUUUUCAUCAUCAUCAUCAUAAUCAGUAUUAUCAGCCACAUCAUCCUCCGAGGAAGGAGAAGGGUAAGUAUUCAUCAUCAGGCGCGUCUGGACCAGGGCAUUUGAUGGCUCCCUCAGCUCCUGGGCAGGGGUUCAAUCCAGGAGUUGCAGCAGCGGCUGCAGCUGCACAGGGCCUGAACCCAGCUCUUGGACAGGCCUUGACCGCACUGCUUGCAACUCAGGGAGCUGGGUUGGGAAUCACAAAUUUGCUUGGAGGUCUUGGUGGGGCAGUGAACCAGAAUGCACCUCCGGUGGCUGGACAUGGAAUGCAGGGUGGGUACGGAAAUCAAGCUGGCGCAAGCUAUGGAACCCAGCCUGGAAUGCAGGGUGGGUACCAGAACCCCCAAAUGGGGCAAGCUAAUGUUGGCAGGCCUCCGCAGGGCGGACCGCCUUACAUGGGUCACUAGAUUCCUCAUAGAUGCAUCAAUCUUUUAGUUUUGGACUCUGGUGAUUCUUCUGAAGUUCAAGGCACUCUUGCAAACGACAUCUUUAUCUUUCUAUUGAAAAGCUACUGUUUGCCUACUACCAUAAAGACCAGAAUCUAAACCUGUACUCAUUUCUAUUUAAGUACUUUUGCCCUUCACUUGUUUUCAAAACAAUGUAGUAUUUUGGAUUCCAAUAUUUUCUUUUUCGAAAAGUGUGGGGAGCAGCUAGAGUUUUCAAGCAGAGAGUAUCGUGCCCCAGUGUUUUGUGGUUUAAUCAACUGCACUUUUCUAUAUUCUAUAUAAACCUAUCAUUGUAUUA
Messenger RNA from Malania oleifera, 2013 nucleotides. RefSeq names its product UBP1-associated protein 2A-like. The record is from RefSeq and is a predicted model, not a curated record. Gene Ontology annotation, molecular function: RNA binding. Lineage: Eukaryota; Viridiplantae; Streptophyta; Magnoliopsida; Santalales; Ximeniaceae. Bases 111 to 1676 code for a protein of 521 amino acids. The transcript has 2 exons.